Molecule: messenger RNA, 2304 nt
Organism: Sordaria macrospora k-hell
Lineage: Eukaryota; Fungi; Ascomycota; Sordariomycetes; Sordariales; Sordariaceae
Source: RefSeq, a predicted model, not a curated record
AUGCAUAUUGGAUGGGGGACAUUGCUCGUAAGAAGGACCACUAGCUCUUAUCUACCUUCUAAGCUAACAGCGUGGAUAGAUCGUGGUUAUGCCCCCUUCGCCUACUCUGGAUAUCCGGUCUUUCGAAAUGUCAGGGAUUACGGAGCAAAGGGAGACGGUGUUACGGACGAUACCAUUGCUAUCAAUGCCGCCAUCACUACCGGAAAUCCUUGCAACCAAGGCUGUGCCUCAACCACCACAACUCCAGCUGUUGUCUACUUCCCCGCUGGAACCUACCUGAUCUCCGGGUCCAUCAAGCCAGCAUACUUUACUCAGUUGAUCGGAGAUGCGGGCUCCCCACCUACGCUCAAGGCCACGGCCAACUUUGCUGGCUUUGGUCUCAUCGAUUCGAAUCCAUACUACACUCAAAACCUAAACUGGAAGGCUGUGAACGUGUUCUUCCGCCAGAUUCGCAACUUUGUUAUCGACACUACGAAUAUUCCUGCAGGAAAUGCCGCGACUGGUAUUCACUGGCCAACUUCACAGGCGACAAGUCUGCAGAACAUCGUCUUCAACAUGCCGACAGCAUCCAAUGUUGUCCAUGUUGGCUUGUUCAUGGAGGAAGGCAGCGGUGGUUUUGUCACGGACUUGACCUUCAAUGGUGGUGCUACUGGUGCCUCGAUGGGUAAUCAGCAGUUUACUAUGAGGAACUUGAAGUUUAACAACUGCAAGACAGCCAUCUAUCACCUCUGGAACUGGGGCUGGACCUACUCCGGCCUAUCCAUCAACAACUGCGGGAUCGGUAUUGACAUGACCGCCGGCAGCGGCAAGGUAGAAACCGGCUCCAUCACCGUCUUCGACAGUUCUUUUACCAACACCCCCGUCGCCAUCUCCACCUCCUGGACUACGACUACCACUCCCGACACCGCCGGAACUCUCGUCCUCGAGAACAUCGCGCUCACCAACGUGCCCGUCGCCGUCAAGGGCCCGCAAGGGACUUACCUCUCCGGCUCCACCGGCUCAACCACCAUCACGGCCUGGGGCAACGGGCACAAAUACACCCCCUCCGGCCCCGUCGAGUUUGCCGGCGCCAUUACUCCCAACCCUCGCCCUGUCAGUCUCCUCGCCUCCAGUGGGCGCUACUACACGCGCUCCAAGCCUCAAUAUGAGACACUUUCCGCGUCACAAUUCAUCUCCGCCCGUGACUCGGGCGCCAAGGGUGACGCCGCAACUGACGACACGGCCGCCCUGCAAAGGGCCAUCAACACCGCCGUUGCCCAGGGCAAGGUGCUCUACCUCGACUACGGGUUGUACAGGGUCACCUCAACCAUCCGCAUCCCGCCCGGCGCCAAGAUCGUCGGCGAGUCCUACGCCACCAUCAUGUCGGCCGGCGGCUUCUUCAACGACAUGAACAACCCAAAGCCUGUCCUCCAAGUAGGAAGCUACAGCGGACAGGCGGGCACAGUGGAGCUGACCGACUUUAUCGUUUCCACGCAGAACGCGCAGGCGGGCGCGGUGCUGAUCGAGUGGAACUUGGCCAGUCCGGCGAGCAGUCCCAGUGGCAUGUGGGAUGUGCACACGAGGAUUGGCGGGUUCGUGGGCAGUCAGCAGCAGGUUGGGGAGUGUUUGAAGACGCCCGGGAACCCGACGGUGAGAAGGGAGUGUAUCGUGGCGUUUAUGGCGAUGCAUAUUACCAAGGGGGCGAGCGGGUUGUAUAUGGAGAAUGUGUGGUUGUGGACUGCCGACCAUGAUAUUGACGAUGCUGCUCUCACGCAAAUCACGCUUUACAGUGGGCGUGGUCUUUACAUGGAAUCCACCUCAGGCACCUUCUGGCUCUACGGCACCGGGUCCGAACACCACGUUCUCUACCAAUACCAGCUCUCCUCCACCCAAAACAUCUUUAUGGGGAUGAUCCAGACCGAAACGCCCUAUUACCAGCCCACCCCCAACGCUUUGGUUCCAUUCCCCACGGUCUCCUCCCUUAACGACCCCAAUUUUGCGUCAUCCUGCUCUGGCGUCUCAGGAAACUGCGCAGCAGCUUGGGGCUUGAGAGUGCUCAACAGCAAGAAUAUCCUCGUGUAUGGAGCGGGUCUGUACUCGUUCUUCAGCGAUUACAGUACCACUUGCUCGACGUUUGCGGCAGGGCAGACGUGCCAGAGUAGAAUUGCGAGUAUUGAGGGGAGCGGGUGUUCGAAUGUGAAUAUCUAUGGGCUGAAUACGAUUGGGGCGCAGAGUAUGUUGACGAGGAAUGGACAGAGUGUGGCGUGGUAUGCGGAUAAUGUGAAUAAUUUCCCGAGUUCGAUUGGGGUUUUUAAGAGUGGGUGA